UCCGCGAUUGCUGUGACAUCCAUCCGUGCACACCCAGCUGCAUGUGGGCAGGAGCCCCGGCUGUCUCAGGGUUAACGGGCAGGGGAGGGAGGGUGCCCAGGCUCCGGCUGGGUCCGGCCCGCGCGCCCGUUGGCUCUUUGUUGCUGGGAGAGCAGGGCAGGCUGGGUAAAAUUUCCGCCCCAAUAAUUUUCCUCUCCACUCGGCGCGUCUCCCUCGCUCCCUUGCCGGCUGGCAGCUCUGUCACUCACUCCGUCCUCUCUCCCGCCUGGGUCCCUGCUCCCCACGGAUGCCCAUGCCCUUUGCCCAGGGUGCCCGCAGGCAGGAGCUGCCCAUGUGGGUUCUGCACAGGGGCAGCAGGACGGCAGCGUGCUGGCUUCCCGGUGCCCCAUGGGUGGUCCAUGGGCAUGUGGCUUGGGGUGAGCAUGGACGCCGCACCAUGGGCUCAGCGUGGCACACAGGGCGGCCGUGAGGAUGCUGGCUUCCCUCCUGCAGCUGCUCCAGUUCUCAGCCCCCCCCAGCACCACUCCCUAGGCCAGAGCGGGACCCAUGCCUGGCAUCUCCCUGGGUGGCACCUGCCUCUGCCUGGAUAACGAUGUGCCCAGUGGAGCUGGGCAGAGCCGGGACGAGAAGGUCCUGUCCCUUGGGGCCGACGUGCUCCCAGAGUACAAGCUGCAGGCACCGCGCAUCCACCGAUGGACCAUCCUGCACUACAGCCCCUUCAAGGCAGUGUGGGACUGGCUCAUCCUGCUGCUGGUCAUCUACACGGCCGUCUUCACGCCUUACUCGGCCGCCUUCCUGCUCAGCGAGGAGCAGGAGGACAUCCGGCGCAGCUGCGGCUACUCCUGCAGCCCGCUCACCGUAGUGGACCUGCUGGUGGACAUCAUGUUCCUCAUCGACAUCCUCAUCAACUUCCGCACCACCUACGUCAACUCCAACGAGGAGGUGGUGAGCCAGCCGGGCCGCAUCGCCAUCCACUACUUCAAAGGCUGGUUCCUCAUCGACAUGGUGGCCGCCAUCCCCUUCGACCUGCUCGUCUUCGGCUCCGGUUCCGGCUCCGAGGAGACCACCACGCUGAUCGGGCUGCUGAAGACGGCCCGGCUGCUGCGUCUGGUGCGCGUGGCCCGUAAGCUGGAUCGCUACUCGGAGUAUGGGGCGGCCGUGCUCUUCCUGCUCAUGUGCACCUUCGCCCUCAUCGCCCACUGGCUGGCCUGCAUCUGGUACGCCAUCGGCAACAUGGAGCAGCAGAGCAUCGGCUGGCUGCACGCGCUGGGCGAGCAGAUCGGCAAGCCCCUGGGCGCCAACACCUCGCUGCCGGGGCCUAGCAUCAGGGACAAGUACGUCACAGCGCUGUACUUCACCUUCAGCAGCCUGACCAGCGUGGGCUUCGGCAACGUCUCCCCCAACACCAACUCCGAGAAGAUCUUCUCCAUCUGCGUCAUGCUCAUUGGCUCCCUGAUGUACGCCAGCAUCUUCGGGAACGUCUCGGCCAUCAUCCAGCGCCUCUACUCUGGCACCGCCCGUUACCACACCCAGAUGCUGCGGGUCCGUGAGUUCAUCCGCUUCCACCAGAUCCCCAACCCACUGCGCCAGCGCCUGGAGGAGUAUUUCCAGCACGCCUGGUCCUACACCAACGGCAUCGACAUGAACGCGGUGCUGAAGGGCUUCCCCGAGUGCCUGCAGGCCGACAUCUGCCUGCACCUGAAUCGCACCCUGCUGCAGAGCUGCCGGCCCUUCCAGGGGGCCAGCAAGGGCUGCCUGCGCGCCCUGGCCAUGAAGUUCAAGACCACGCACGCCCCGCCCGGCGACACACUGGUGCACGCCGGCGACGUGCUCACUGCGCUCUACUUCAUCUCCCGCGGCUCCAUCGAGAUCCUGCGCCGCGACAUGGUGGUGGCUAUCCUGGGGAAGAACGACAUAUUUGGGGAGCCACUGAACCUGUACGCGCGGCCGGGCAAGUCCAACGCGGACGUGCGGGCUCUGACCUACUGCGACCUUCACAAGAUCCAGCGGGAGGAGCUGCUGGAGGUGCUGGACAUGUACCCCGAGUUCUCUGACCGCUUCUGGGCCAGCCUGGAGAUCACCUUCAACCUGCGGGACACCAACAUGAUCCCUGGCUCCCCUGGAAGCACCGAGCUGGAUGGCGGCUUCAACCGGCUGCGGUGCCACAAACUGUCCUUCCGCCGGCGCACGGACAAGGACCCAGAGAAUGCUGGGGAACUGAGGAGUAGCCAGAAGCCACUGAGGACAGGUCGGAACCACCAGGUGCCAGGGGUCCCGGGGGAUCAGCCCGACUGGGAGCCCUCCAGCUCACCCUCCAGCGACGAGGGCAAGCGCCCCACGCCCAUCACCAGCGCCGGCCAGCUGUCACCCCUCCGCGCCAACGGGGAGCUGCUGAUCCAGGGCGAUGGGCAGCCCAGUGGCAGCGAGACGUGCAGCCCCCUCUCAGGGGCCUUCUCGGGGGUAUCCAACAUCUUCAGUUUCUGGGGCGAGAGCCGGGAGCAGAGGUACCAGGAGCUGCCCCGCUGCACCGUCCCUGGCCACGCCGGCCUCAGCAUGGCCCUGCCCCCCCGGGCCCGCUGGCCCCACGCCGAGGUGGAGAGCCGGCUGGACCAGCUGCAGCAGCAGCUCAACAGGCUGGAGACCCGCAUGGCCGCCGACGUGGGCGCCAUCAUGCAGCUGCUGCAGCGGCAGGUUGGGCUGGUGCCGCCGGCCUAUAGCACCGUGUCGUCGCCGCUCCCCGGCCCGAAGCGCCCCCCACCGCCCGUCCUGCCCAUCACCCCCCUCCAGCCCUGCCCCCAGGUUCUGUGUUACCCGGCGCCGUUCCCAUCCCCGCAGCCGCCCAGCCCAGCACUGCCCUGCGAGCCGCCCCUCCCCGCGGAGGUGGUGCUGCUGGUGGAGCCGUCGCCCACACCCCCCCGGCGCCGCUCCCUCCCCGGACAGCUGGCCCAGACGCCGGACUCAGAGACCCUACAGAGACACUGCUCCGACCCGGGCAGUUAAUCGGCAGGACGGGGCCGGGGCUGGGGCACAGAGCCCUGCACAGGGUGGCCAGGGCCUCAGGGCUGCUGCCCCCUCCCCGCCCCCAGGGACAACUGUGCUGCCAGGCUGAGGGCCUGGCCGCACGCUAGCCAAGCGGGACCCACGGCCGAGCCCACGCUGCCAGGACGUUAGCCGGCCUAACGGAUCCGGGACGGGACCCGCGCGCCCGGCGCUGCCCAGAGACUGGUACGAAGAAGCAGCCUGGCCGGGGACGGACCCGCAGCCCGGGACCCUGGAACUACCAUGGGGCGGGACCAAGAGCGCAGUCCCCGCGGCCAGGGCUGGCCCCCAUGGGUGCCAGGCGGGCGGGCCAAAGGGCUGAGCAGGCCGGGGGCCCAGGUCUCACCUGCCUGGCUGCCCCGUGGGUGCCUUGCUAUGAGCACGCGUGUGCGCCGCUGGCGGAGGGGUGUGGAAUGGGUCGGUGGGUGCGCGGCUGUGUUCUCUGUGUGUGUGUGUGUGUGUGCGGCUGUGUUCUGUGUGUGCCCAGCUCUGUUCUGUGUGUGUGGCUGUGCGCGGCUGUGUUCUGUGUGUGUGGCCGUGUGUGUGUGUGUGUGUGUGUGUAUGCGCAGCUGUGUUCUGUGUGUGUGUGUCUCUGUUCUGUGUGUGUGGCUGUGCGUGGCUGUGUUCUGUGUGUAUGUGUUUGUGUGUACGCGCAGCUGUGUUCUCUGGGUGUGUCUGGGUGUGUGCGGCUGUGUUCUGUGUGUGUGUCUGGGUGUGCCCAGCUCUGUUCUCUGUGUGUGGCUGUGCGCAGCUGUGUUCUCUGUGUGUGGCUGUGUGUGUGUGGCUGUGCACAGCUGUGUUCUGUGUGUGUGUGUGUGUGUGUGUGUGUGUGUGUGUGUGUGUGUGUGUGUGUGUGCAGCUGUGUUCUGUGUGUGUGGCUGUGCACGGCUCUGUUCUCUGCAUGUGGCUGUGUGUGCGUGUGGCUGUGCGUGUGUGGCUGUGCACAGCUGUGUUCUCUGUGUGUGUGUGCGCACGGCUGUAUUGUGUGUGUGUGUGUGCGUGUGUGUGCGCGCAGCUGUGUUCUGUGUGUGGCUGUGCGCAGCUGUGGUCUGUCUGUGUGUCUGUGUGUGUGUGCGGCUGUGUUCUGUGUGUGUGGCUGUGCGCGGCUGUGUUGUGUGUGUGUGUAUUCUGUGUGUGCACAGUUGUGUUCUGUGUAGCUGUGUGUGUGUG
Gopherus flavomarginatus (Mexican gopher tortoise) is the source of this 4209-nucleotide messenger RNA. RefSeq names its product potassium voltage-gated channel subfamily H member 2-like. Gene Ontology annotation, molecular function: inward rectifier potassium channel activity. The transcript is spliced from 12 exons. The coding region runs from base 547 to 3000 and encodes 817 amino acids. Gene Ontology annotation, biological process: membrane repolarization during action potential; potassium ion transmembrane transport; regulation of ventricular cardiac muscle cell membrane repolarization. Lineage: Eukaryota; Metazoa; Chordata; Testudines; Testudinidae. Gene Ontology annotation, cellular component: membrane. The record is from RefSeq and is a predicted model, not a curated record.